AUCUCUUUCCUUCGAAAUUGUGAAAUGGAAAUAAGGAUUCAAUUUGAGAGCCCGACGUUUUUGGUUUUUUUUCAAUUUUCAAUUUUCUACAAUUUUUUUAAUUAAAUUUAGUGGCUGAAUGGCAAAAACCGGAUGAGCGGCUCGAUCGGCUCGAAUGGCUAACCACCUCGGCCGCUCGCCAACCGCUACAUAAAACCGGAACGGUUUUUAGACUGUUUCGAGCCGAUUUUAUGACCGGGUGGAGGUUUUACCGGUCGGGCCGAGCGACUCGGCUCGGCUUUAAUAACACUGGUUAUUAUUUCAGCUGCCACCUGAAAAAGCGGGAAACAAACUAUGUCUCCUUCCCACAAACCCAUGCCCACCGUCCACUAUUCUUAAUUAAGUAAAAUAAAGAAAAAUGGAAAGAAAAAAAAAUGACAGAGGAGUUUAUAUUAUUGUUGUAUAUAUACUUGAAGGAUUCAUUUUGUCGUGUUCUCUCUCCUUGUCUUUCUCCUCCUCCCCUCCCCGAUAGACCCAGAUCGAAGAUUGAGCACCAUAUAUAUAAAAGAAGAAAUUAAUCGUCGAUCAUGGCAAUGUCGGAGGAGAAGGGGAGGGCUCUUCCAAAAUUCGGGGAGUGGGACGUAAACGAUCCAACGACGGCGGAAGGUUUCACUGUGAUAUUCACCAAGGCCAGGGAUGAAAAGAAGAAUGGUGCUUCCGGCGGAGGAGGGGGAGGAUCGGCCGCCGCUGCCGCUGAUAAAAGGCGUGGCGACGACCGUAAAGCUCACGGUAAAACAACCAAGAGAUGGUUUUGCUUUACUUUUGAAGAGCGUUAGUGAUCCCUCCUUUGUAUCAAUUACUAUUUACGGUGAUGACGAUUUGAUGGUUAUCCUUGGAAUCAUUCAUUCAUUUGUUUCCAUCUGAUCUGAUCUGAUCUGAUCUGAUCACCAUCUUGAUUUUCAAUUGUAAUUGAGGACAUCCUUGUUGUGUUACAUUCACAUUAUCAUCAAAUGAUUGAUCGAUAGAUCACUUUUCUUUCACCUUUCAUGAUGGUUUCUUCUUUGUAAUAUAUAUCUCGUGUGCUAUGAAUUCUUUUUCUAUCCUGGUUUUACUCUUUCUUCUUGUUCUUCUGUAUUCUACUUUUCAAUCAAAAUUCAAAUAAACGACCAUGAGGCGAAGGUUGGUGGUGCUGGCAAGGACAGAGCCAAGAUUUGGAAUCGGGAGACAUAUUUUUUCAAUUUAUAAUCAUAGAAAGAAAAAGAAUUGUGCAAGACGUUGGAUUUUGAUAAUUAGAAUUUCUCUAAAUACAAUCAUAAGUAAGAAAAUUUACCUUGAUAUGUUCUAUAUAAAACGAGUAGAUUAGCAUCUUACUCAAUAUUUUCGUAAGUGAAAUGUGAAUGUUUGUCAAUAUUAGUAUUUAAAAAAAUAUUUAUUAUAUCCAAAUUUACUUAAGAAAAUAUGAACUUUUAACUUUGAAGAACUAAGGGGUCAUUUGAAAGUUGUGAUUGUUUUUGUUGAGAUUGUUAUUAUACAUGUAUUGUUUAGAAUGCAUCAUAUUUUUUAUUUUUUAGCAGAAACAAUUUAUUUGAAGUGACAGAAAUUAUCACUCAAAAUGAGUGAUUGUUAUAUCUCAACUUUUAGUUGAGAUAGUUGAGUUGAGAUUGUUAUGUCUCAGCUUUUAGCUGAUGUGACAUACACAAUCACACAUACCAAAUGACGUUGUAUUCUACAAUGCAUCAAAUUCGACAAUACAUGUAUAAUAUUAUACAUGCAUUCACAACAAUACAUGUAUUGAACAAUCACAACUUUAAAAUGACCCCAAUUGAUUUAGUUUGGAAGUAAGGAUAUGAGAAGCUAAACUAUGAAAAGCUAAACUAUGAAGUAAAAAAAAAUGUAUGAAAAACUAUGAAGUAAAUUGACUUUCUAUAGAAAAUUAAAAUACUUCAUUCAUUGGGUCAGAUUCGUGUGCUCCUGGAGCAUACUAUGCUCCAUGUACUCAUAGUGAGAUAUCUCUAUCUAGACCAUGAAUUAAACCGAAAUUUGGGGUAUGAUACUAUACCCUAACCUCAAAUGAAUAAACCCCAUGCCCCAAUUUUCUAAUCUCAAACCCAAAGUUCAAUUUAAGAGAAAAGAAGAAUUGACCGUUGAGAUUGGUCGGAGCUAAUCCAUGUAAAUCUAACGGUCAGAUCAUCUGGAGCAUAUCAGCUGUGUCCUUCAUUCAUUAUAUACAUUCAAAUUUAUUCAUAAUACAAGAACUGAAGAAUUGAUUCGUUAUAGUUUGAAUUUAAAAAAUUUACAAAUUGAAGUAAACAAUCGUGACAUAGUUUAAUUUGAAAGAUUUACAAAUUGAAGUAUGACAAUUAAGUGACCAAAUUAACAUAAUUUGAAUAUGCAGUAUUGAUAAAACUAUAAGGCAAAAUACACUUGUGUAGUCAAAACUUUGACGGUUUGGCCAAAUAUAGCCACUUUUGGCGAAUACCAAAAAUAGCCACUUUCGUCCAAUUCUUUAACGGUGUAAGUUAACGUGCUGACUAGACUAACAUCAGCGGUUGGCGUGGCAUAUUUUAUUCAAAAAUAAUGUAAGUGGAAAAUAAACAAAAUUUAUCCUUUUACAAUUAAAUAAAAAAUUAUAAAAAUAAAAAACAAGAAUAUAUUUCUCUCCAUCACCACCACCGCCUGUUCACCUCCCCUUCAUCAAUCCUUAACGAAUAAUAAAAACAGAAGCUUCCUUCUGCAAACCUCCACGACCUCCCUAGCCCAAAUAAAAAUCAAUCCCUACCCAUUAA
This is a messenger RNA of Linum trigynum, 2765 nucleotides long. NCBI's taxonomy places the organism in Eukaryota, Viridiplantae, Streptophyta, Magnoliopsida, Malpighiales, Linaceae. The record is from the annotation of a GenBank genome assembly.